Medioppia subpectinata is the source of this 1207-nucleotide messenger RNA. NCBI's taxonomy places the organism in Eukaryota, Metazoa, Arthropoda, Arachnida, Sarcoptiformes, Oppiidae. The record is from the annotation of a GenBank genome assembly.
UCCAUACGGCAAGGGGUAAGGGGUUUGGGUUUCCUGUCCUCGUAUUUGAAUAAUGCCUUAAUAUUAUUCAAAUACGAGGACCGCAUUUCAUAUGUUUGCAGAUUAUCUCAACUCGACAUUCAGUUCAUGAAACGAUUGCAUAAGAAAGUGAAUAUUGUGCCCAUCAUUGCAAAGGCCGACGCUUUGACCCCAAACGAAAUGCAUGCCAUCAAGAAAAAGAUACUGAGAGAGUUUGAUGAGCACGGGAUCAGUAUUUUCCGUAUUCCUGAGUGCGAUAGCGAUGAAGACGAACAGUUCCGACGCAAAGAUCAAGAAAUAAAGGAAAGCAUUCCAUUCGCUAUUAUCGGAAGCACUCAAACCAUCGAACAUCAGGGAAGACGAAUUAGAGGACGAGAAUAUCAAUGGGGUGUUGUCGACAUUCAGGACGAAAAGUACAGCGACUUCAUUAAAUUGAGAACAUUUUUAAGUCUUCAUAUGCAAGACUUAAAGGAUGUGACGAGUGAUGUGCUCUAUGAGAACUAUAGGGCCCAACAUUUGGCUAAAUUAAGUCAACAACAAGAAAACGACCCAAACAUGACAACCGACAGACUCUUGAUUAUAAAACAAGAAGAGAUUCGUCUAAUGCAGCAGAAGUUGGAGGCAAUGCAGGAACAGUUGCGCUGUCAGUCCAGCCAACCGGUCAGUAGUGCCGCACAAAGUUGUGACGAUUUGUCUCCGUCUCGAGACGAAGAGUGAGCUCUCACUCAAAGAUAAGUCAAACCAAAACCAAAUAGUAUUUACGGUACAAAAAUUAUAGCAACUUUUUUGCUACAUUUUUCACACUUUUUAAUUUAUAUGACAUUCCGUUUCUGUGAUUUUUAUUAAUUGUCAAAAUGCAUUCAUUUUGUUAUUUUAUUGCAAUAUUUAUUUCAACAUAAAAACGUCAAAACAAACCAUAGCUUUAAAAUGGGAACGAUUCUAGUUUUGAGAAAACUAUUCAAAUACUAUUUUAGAAAAUGUACUAGUUCACAAAUAGGCAGCACACAUGUACCAACCAAUUAACGUUGAUAUUGCACAUGCAAUAAACGUGGUUAUUGUUUCGUAACUAAACUUCUAUCAUAUAAAAAGCUUAUAUUGAAUAUACAGUAAUAUAAUAUUGUAUGAUAUGAACACACUUUGUUCAUAACAUUAUAGACAUCUUAUACCCGAUAUUAUACUGAUUACCGAA